AUCUUGUGUCAGGUGGCCUCCGGCCUCUGAAUUAUCUCAGGUGAGUUUUCCAAAUCCUUGAGAAAUUUUUCCUCACCCCCCACUUCCUCUGAAGCCUUCCAGCUGGACACAAACUCAUUCCUAAAAUAUGCAGAUGGAAGCUAUGGUAACCAUGGAGACAGGGCAGGUGGCAAGGAGAAGCAGAGGCAGUGAGAGAAACCAAUUGCGACCACAGGGGAGCGAGACUUGAGGAGCGAUUUGGACCGAGACUUCCACGCAAGAUGAAAAAAUAACCUAAGCAAGAGGUGCCGUGAGAGAGGAUGUGGCACAAGGCUCGCUCUUGUCUCCGCGCACCCUCGCCCGCAAGAAUAUGGGGAGGAGGCAUCCGGGAAUGCCCUGGCCUUUCCUAAAAAUGACCCAAGGUCCCCGCCCUCCUCAUACUUAUUUAAGAGGCCCGUACAGGGAGCUGCGGUCCAAGUUCAUCUGCGCUGUGUGCUCCGCUUGGGGGGUGGGGGGGAGGGGAUGCUCCCCGGCGUCUGACUCCGGCUCGCCCUGACAUUUAAACUGUGAGACGCCAGACACAUCUCUUGCCGCUCUCCGCACAGCAUGGACUCCGGCUGCGGAUCCCCACCGCCGCCCUCCACCCCUCCGCACAGGGCGCCCCGUGCCUGGCGCGCCGGCGCUGUGCCCGGGGCGCACCGGGAGGAGGGACCAGCAUCCGAUGCCCGGGCGCAGAUACUGACACCAAGGGAAUCCAGAUGCCCCCCCACGCCAUGUGGGCCCCCGGGAACCCGGCCCCACCACCCCGGCUGCCUGGUGGUCCCGGCCUCGGUUCUGGCCGGGCGGAGAUUCUGCAGACAUUCAGGUCCCCAAUGCAAGCUGCUUCCCUCCCCCCACUCAAUAUAUGGGGCGGUGGCAACCUCAACGAGGGAUUGGCUUCGCCACUGAGCCCUCAGGCCUCUUCCAGCCAUCACCCCCACACCCCUAGCCUUCCCGGGCAGGCCCCGGCCCCGGCUCCAUCCGUGCUCUCGCCCCAGCCGCAGCGAUGCUGCACACGGAGGGCCACGCUCUUCUCCGGGCCGUGGGGCAGGGGAAACUGCGCCUGGCCCGCUUGCUGCUGGAGGGCGGCGCUUACGUGAACGAGGGCGAUGCCCAGGGGGAGACCGCGCUGAUGGCAGCUUGUCGGGCCCGCUACGACGACCCCCAGAACAAGGCGCGCAUGAUCCGCUACCUCCUGGAGCACGGCGCGGACCCCAACAUCG
Molecule: messenger RNA, 1241 nt
Organism: Myotis brandtii (Brandt's bat)
Lineage: Eukaryota; Metazoa; Chordata; Mammalia; Chiroptera; Vespertilionidae
Product: cleavage and polyadenylation specificity factor subunit 6-like
Exons: 4
Coding region: 586-927 (113 amino acids)
Source: RefSeq, a predicted model, not a curated record